GGCUGGAGUCUCAAGUCUCUUAAUCUGGAAGGGACAGACGACGUGAUGUCUCCUGCUGCACGCCUGGUGCUUCUCACCUGCCUGAUUUCACCUCUUUACGGAGUGGAAAAGGUGAGAAACCGAGGGUAUCGAAAGGAUGCUGAGUUUGACAAGUAUGGCAGCUGCCUUCAGGGGACCCCUGGUGUCCCUGGCAGAGAGGGCAACCCUGGAAGCAAUGGCAUCCCUGGGACCCCGGGCAUCCCAGGGCGUGAUGGUGCGAAGGGGGAGAAAGGCGAAUGUGUGAGUGAGAUCUUCGAGGAGCCCUGGAGACCAAACUACAAACAGUGCGCCUGGAACUCGCUCAACUAUGGAAUCGACCUGGGAAAGAUAGCUGACUGCACAUUCACCAAGCUACGUUCAGACAGCGCUCUCAGGGUGCUCUUCAGUGGUUCCCUUAGGCUCAAAUGUAAGAACGCCUGCUGCCAGAGGUGGUACUUCACUUUCAACGGGGCGGAGUGCACCGGGCCUCUACCCAUUGAGUCCAUCAUCUACCUGGACCAAGGCAGCCCGGAGCUCAACUCAACCAUCAACAUACACAGAACUUCAUCAGUGGAGGGGAUGUGUGAGGGCAUCAAAGCAGGGUUGGUGGACGUGGCUAUUUGGGUGGGGACCUGCGCCGACUACCCCAGAGGUGACGCAUCCACUGGAUGGAACUCAGUAUCCAGGAUUAUCAUAGAGGAACUGCCUAAAUAAAGAACCUCGCCAAGAGGAGGGACCGGUCACGGGGCGCAGUGUGUCAUCUGGCCACCCGAAAUGAUAAGGUCUGGUUGGGUGAAGUAUAACAAGUGUCAAUGAGUUAACUUGAAUGUCUUCUUUUGAUUUUAUAGUGGCUGACAGGCUGGUAAACAAGAGGUACUGUAUUGUUUUAU
This is a messenger RNA of Lampris incognitus (smalleye Pacific opah), 908 nucleotides long. Its product is annotated as collagen triple helix repeat-containing protein 1-like. The record is from RefSeq and is a predicted model, not a curated record. Lineage: Eukaryota; Metazoa; Chordata; Actinopteri; Lampriformes; Lampridae. The transcript is spliced from 4 exons. The coding region runs from base 46 to 732 and encodes 228 amino acids.